Molecule: messenger RNA, 1640 nt
Organism: Bombus terrestris (buff-tailed bumblebee)
Lineage: Eukaryota; Metazoa; Arthropoda; Insecta; Hymenoptera; Apidae
Product: methionine aminopeptidase 1D, mitochondrial
Exons: 7
Coding region: 231-1151 (306 amino acids)
Biological process (GO): proteolysis
Molecular function (GO): metalloaminopeptidase activity
Source: RefSeq, a predicted model, not a curated record
GUGCGCUAGUAUUUCACGAAACGAUUUCAUAGCAUUCAUGGUUUGUGAAUGUAAAUUUUUCAAGGUUAUUUUAUCGAACAAUUCUUAUAUCAGCUGAUUUGUACGUAGCCAAUGAUGUAACGUCAAAUUCCAGGAACAAGAAUGAAAAUUAUAAAUAUAAUAAAAUCGUAAAUACCGAACUUUUUAAUUGAUCUUUUGUUUCAAAUUAUAAUUAUAUAAAUACCCCAAAAAUGUUUCUCAGAAGCUUUUUUAAAAGAAAACCCAAAACAAUACCACGUAAAUUUAUAAAUAAUUCUUUUGGAAGUUACGAGGUUAUUGUACCAUGGGAAGUUUCUGAAAUUAGAGAAGUACCACCGUAUAUCCCUAAACCUUCUUACAGUCAAUCUUCAAUACCUCGUGAUGGUCCAAAGAAACCCGAAAUUAAAGAUAAAAAUCAAAUACAAAGUAUGAGAGACAGUUGUAGCUUUGCUAAAAAAGUAUUAACUCAUAUUAAACAAUACAUAAAGCCUGGUAUAACUACAGAUGAAUUAGAUGCAAUAGUCCAUGAAAUGAUUAUAAGCAAUGGAGCUUAUCCUAGUCCGCUUAAUUAUAAAGGAUUUCCAAAGUCAAUAUGCACUAGUAUUAAUAAUGUUGCUUGCCAUGGAAUUCCAGAUAAAAGGCCAUUAGCAAAAGGAGAUAUGUUAAAUGUUGAUGUAACAGUAUAUUUACAUGGUUAUCAUGGAGAUUGUUCAAAAAUGUUUGAAGUGGAAGAAUGUGAUGAUGAAGCUAAACGUUUAAUAAGUGUAACAGAAUUGUGCUUAAAAAAUGCUAUUGAUAUUUGUAAACCUAAUGAAAAUUUCAAUAGUAUAGGGAAUGUUAUAGAAGAAACAGCAGCUAAACAAGGAUAUUCUAUAGUGCCAGUAUUCGCAGGACAUGGCAUAGGUACUUAUUUUCAUGGACCACCAGAUAUUUUUCAUUUUGCAAAUGAUUUUGAUGGAAAGAUGUUGCCUGGGAUGACAUUUACUAUUGAACCAGUUGUAAGUCAAGGUAGUAAGGAAGUUAAAAUUCUAGAAGAUGGAUGGACAGCUGUUACAAUAGAUAAUGCACGAACUGCACAAUGUGAACAUACCAUUUUGAUUACUGAUACUGGCUGUGAUGUAUUGACUCAUUAAUCUUGGAAAUUUACUUUUUAUUACCUUAAAUACAUCUUGUAAUAAAAGGUGAUACAAUGAAAGUUUGUUUAAUAGAAUUAUAUCGUAAAUACAUUUUAUUAAGAAAAAUUUAUUUAUAUUUAUCUUUACAUAAUAGCAGGUCCCCAGUAACUAUCUAAAGUUAAUGGUCCUUGUAUUUCAACACCUCCCUCUCUUGUGAUUAUUCCAAGUUGAUACUAAAAAUUGAGAAAUAUAAACAUUUCCUAUAGUGUAACAUAAGUAUAAAAUAGUAUAAAUAUAAGGUUCUGAUAUAAUUAUAUAACUUACUUUCGGGAAAGAUCGUGCAUCUCUAUAAAAAAGAACUUGCAUCACUUUGUAUAGAAGCUCAACUGCUUGUUCUUUAGUCAUUUCUUUAUUUUCUUCAUAAGCUUUUCUUAAGAUAGGUGUUGCCAUAUAUGCACCAUAUCCAGUUGCUAUUACUGGGUCACUAUAACCUGUGCCUAGUUUAUC